Spinacia oleracea (spinach) is the source of this 1401-nucleotide messenger RNA. Its product is annotated as gamma carbonic anhydrase 1, mitochondrial. NCBI's taxonomy places the organism in Eukaryota, Viridiplantae, Streptophyta, Magnoliopsida, Caryophyllales, Amaranthaceae. The record is from RefSeq and is a predicted model, not a curated record. The transcript is spliced from 5 exons. Bases 312 to 1103 code for a protein of 263 amino acids.
CGAUCGACAUCCCUUCGAAUUUGGAUUCAGAAUUUUUUUCUCCAAUUCGGAUCGGAAUUUUUACUUUAGACCGGAUCGAACACGAUUCGGAUGGGGAUUACCAUUGUACAUCGGUAAGUAAAAACGAAACGUUCUGUAAGCAACUAGGCACCUGAACUUUCUCCAUACUCCAUAGCCCGGUCGGUCGUGGCGUUGUCUCUCUUCUUCAACCUGUGCUUUCUCUCUCUCUUCAAGCUUUUCUCCUUUCCAUAGCUAAACCCUAAUAAUCACAGUCUUACUUUCUCCCAAUUCGACAAAGAAGAAAGGGGAAAAUGGGGACAAUGGGAAGAGCAGUAUACAGAGUAGGGUUCUGGAUCAGAGAGACUGGUCAAGCACUUGAUCGUCUCGGUUGUCGUCUUCAGGGAAACCCCUUCUUUCGUGAACAAUUGUCUCGGCAUCGGACUCUCAUGAACGUAUUUGACAAGAAGCCUUUCGUCGAUAAGGAAGCAUUCGUUGCACCAAGCGCAUCUAUCAUUGGAGAUGUUCAGGUUGGACAUCGUUCCUCAAUUUGGUAUGGAUGUGUUUUAAGAGGUGAUGUGAACUUCAUUAGCAUUGGGUCUGGGACAAAUAUUCAAGAUAAUUCUCUCGUUCAUGUGGCAAAAUCCAACCUUUCUGGGAAAGUAUUGCCAACUAUUAUUGGAGACAAUGUUACUGUGGGUCAUAGUGCUGUAUUACACGGAUGCACUGUUGAGGAUGAGGCUUUUAUCGGUACGGGUGCUACUUUGCUCGAUGGAGUAUUAGUUGAGAAGCAUGCCAUGGUUGCAGCUGGAUCUCUUGUACGACAGAACACAAGGAUCCCUUGUGGGGAGGUAUGGGCUGGAAACCCUGCAAAAUUUGUGAGGAAGAUCACAGAAGAUGAGAUGACAUUUAUUUCUCAGUCAGCCAAUAACUAUCAUAACCUAGCACAGGUUCAUGCAACCGAAAAUGACAAGAAAAUCGAUGAGAUUGAAUUUGGAAAGGUGCUUCACAAGAAAUACACUCUCAAGAACGAGGAAUAUAACUCAAUGAUCGAUGCUGUUCGUGAAACUAUGCCAGAACUCGUCUCUAGCAACGUUACCAAAUAAAGCAGCAGUAAUAGCUUCCUAAUUGGGGCGCGCUCUUCCUAGGUUGGUUGCCAUUUCGGAUUAUGUUGUUUUCAGGUGAUUUUUUGUUGGUUUAUCUCCAAUUUUAGGUACUGGUUGAUUUACCUCUUUGAAUAGUGUAAACAUGUUGACUGAUGCCUCAGAAUCUUGGUUUCUACCUUUGAUGAUGCCACCAGUUCACAAUGAAUAUAAGUGUCAAAUAAUCAUCGUCAACCUUUCUCAGCUGCCUGUAUUUUUUAUACCUGUUAUGAGGUCGAGCAAAGCUAUUGUUUUAUUUUGA